This is a messenger RNA of Boleophthalmus pectinirostris (great blue-spotted mudskipper), 1564 nucleotides long. RefSeq names its product erythroid membrane-associated protein-like. The transcript is spliced from 9 exons. The record is from RefSeq and is a predicted model, not a curated record. Bases 9 to 1247 code for a protein of 412 amino acids. Lineage: Eukaryota; Metazoa; Chordata; Actinopteri; Gobiiformes; Gobiidae. Gene Ontology annotation, molecular function: protein binding.
CAGUCGACAUGAUAAGGGAAUGCCUGCAUUUUCUAAUAGAGCCGGCCAAAAAGCUGAAAAUCCGACUUAAGGAGUCACGCAAGAAAGUGAAGCUUGAUAAGAAGGAGCCGCUGUUGGAAAGUCAGUUGUUCAUUAUGGAGUUGGCUCGAGAGCUCAACAAAAUUUGCCAGAGAUCGAACGUGCUGAGUCACAUUUGGACGGGCGAGGACUUGUGGGCGCCCACUGUCUGUCGGGACUUCAUGGUGGAGUGGUCCUCUGAGCUGGAGAAGCAUGUCCAGCCCAGGAGCAGGUCUGAGUGUGAGCGUCCAGAGAAGAGGGACUGGAGGGAGCAGCUGCUGUGCAUGCUGGAGUCUGGAGGAGAGGGGGACAUGGGGGCACACCGCAGAAUCAUCCUGGACUGGAGCAGGCAGAUCAGGAGCAGCCCUGAGCCCUCAGUGUGGCCUGGGGAGCCUGUGCUGAUGAUGUUGGACGACCUGGAGUUCCAGUGGAAGAGAGGACGUCUGCCCACACUACUGCCCGCCAUGGAGCUGGUCCUCCUGGCUGUGAUCAAUGGACACGCUCCCAUCAAGGGGGACGUGCCUAAGCUGUGGCUGCAGAGGACCCAGAGCAGGCGCUCUGUGGAUGCACUGCGCUAUGUCCCUCAUGGCGUGUGGAACUGGAUGUGUGAGAGGGCAGAGGAGGUGUUCCUGGACCCAGACUCAGCCCACGCAGAUCUGCUCCUGUCAGAGGGAAACACGAAGAUGCGCUGUGUCCCAGAGCGGGGGGCCCAGCAGAGGGAUAUGCCCUGCUGCCCACAGCGCUUCACAGGUUGGUGGUGCGCUGUGGCCCAGGAGGGUUAUACCUCAGGCACUCACUACUGGGAGGUGGAGGUGGGGGACAGGGACUGGCGUGUGGGCGUGGCCUGUGAGUCUGCGGUGAGGCGGGGUUAUCGAGCUCUGAACACACAUACAGGGUUCUUCACUUUGCGUCUGGAGAGGGGCUCUGAGCUGAAGGCUCUCACUGUGCCCCCCACAGCUCUGCCCCGCAGCCUGGCCCCUCGCACCUUGGGUCUGUUCCUGGACUAUGACCAGGGCCAGCUGUCCUUCUAUGACGUUGACAAGCGCUCGCACCUCUACACAUUCAGCCACAACUUCUCUGAGAGAGUGUUCCCUGUGUUUGGGACUGUGGAGGUCCUCCGAGACCUGGUGAUCAGACCUGCACAUGCCCGGCAGCCCUGCCUGUGUCCUGGGGCCUGCCUCUGGACCUGAGCUCCUCAUGGACUCUUCAUGUAAGGGCCUUGUGCAUUGUGUCAGUCCUUCAUACCAGCUUCUACAUGUGCACCACACACUGCCUUCAAUCACCUUUUGUACCAUGUGUAUGUCCCAUCAGCCUUGUUCUUGUUCUAGACUCAGAGUGUCGUAGUAACUGACAGUGUUGUAGUAAAUAUGUUCUUCUAGGACUUGUGUGUAAAAGAACAAUGAGAAGAUGUGGAGCCAGCUCACAGCAGCAGAUGAAUGUAGUUUGUGCUUAAGCAGGUAACAGACUGCGCUAAGGCAUGUGACUUGUUGUUUUAAUCAUACAUGAC